This is a messenger RNA of Exophiala spinifera, 1596 nucleotides long. RefSeq lists its product as uncharacterized. Gene Ontology annotation, biological process: regulation of fungal-type cell wall biogenesis; cell wall biogenesis. The transcript has a single exon. Bases 1 to 1596 code for a protein of 531 amino acids. The record is from RefSeq and is a predicted model, not a curated record. Lineage: Eukaryota; Fungi; Ascomycota; Eurotiomycetes; Chaetothyriales; Herpotrichiellaceae. Gene Ontology annotation, cellular component: mating projection tip.
AUGACCUCUAAUGAUCGCCAUGCUUCUCACGACUCCCCUUAUAGAACAGGCCAACAUGUGCCCGUCAGCCAAAGUCGACACGCCCCUCUCACCUCCGUUGCUACCAGCGCUGUCGACUCACACCAGGACCUCUCGGCAACCUACCACGACGAAUCGAAACGACCUUCCAUUUCCUCCUCACAGAUUGCCGGAUCGCCUGCAAGACCAUACUCUCCCGGAAUGCGAUCCCUGUCCUCUCCAAAAGUGCCUCAGGUCGAAGAAACAGUAUCUCCUGGCGAGAUACAGAUGCAGAACUUUGCCGACGGUGCACCUCCACCUCCGCCCGUCUCUCAUUCAUGGAAGAAAAUCGAUCGUUGGGCGGAGAACAAUUACGAAGAGCUCUGGGAUCAAUUAGGCGAAGGAUGUACACAGAAUGAUGUCAACGAGCUUGAACACGAGUUGGACAUGACCCUACCCCAGGAUGUACGCGAAUCUCUCAGCAUUCACGACGGUCAAGAGCGAGGCGGUAGACCGACCGGUAUCAUUUUCGGCUGCAUGUUACUCGACUGCGAAGAGAUCGUACAGGAGUGGAGAAAUUGGAAGGUCGUGAACGAAGAGUACUUGAGCGGUGCUAGAAGCAAAUACAGCUCCAAGGGUCUCAGCAAUGGCUCCUCGUCCUCCAGCUCGACUCAAAACGGCAAUCGCUUCUGGCGACAAGAACUCCUGGACAGACAAGAGUCACAACCCCCCAAGGCUAUUCAGAAAGCGUAUGCACACCCGAGCUGGAUUCCUUUGGCCAGAGACUGGGGUGGCAACAAUAUCGCAGUUGAUCUGGCUCCCGGCCCUGCGGGCAAAUGGGGCCAGGUCAUUUUGUUUGGACGAGACUACGACUGCAAAUAUGUCGUGGCACGAUCGUGGGCUCACUUUUUGGCCAUUGUAGCUGAUGAUCUGAGCACAGAGAAAGUCUUUGUCGACGAAGAAACAGGAGAGCUAAAACUGAAGGAAUUUAAAACAGAGACUGUGGAGCCACCAUACAUGGACAUUCUCCGCUGGCGAGCUGACCAGAAAUAUGGCCGACGAGGACCCAAGAGGCGUCCUCAGCCAGCCGGCUUGAACACCAACAGUGUAGCACAGAAUGGACGACAGUCGCCAUACGGCAGCCCAGUCGCCGGUAACGAGGACAGAGGCCGAUCGCCACAGAGAUUCUCAAGAGGUCCCCAAGGCAGUCCAAGGCACGCGGUUGGUAGUCCAUUGGCGCGUGUUCAGGAAGAGAUAGCACAACCACAACCUGUCCGCCCCGGAGGCGAUGUUGUACGAGACUUUGCCGAGGCUGCGGAGAGCUCUAGUGAAGGCAAGAAGCGAGAGAAGCCAGCAGAAGCUCCUGCGCCUCUUGAUGUAAAGUUUACCAACAUCCCGAGAAAGCCGGAGAAGCUGGUCGACGCGCCUACUCCAUCCUCGUUGAAGAGCGCAGACUCGGACAAGUUCCCGUCGACCCGGCUCGGGAGAGUCAUGACUGAACCUGAAGCCAAGGACGAAAAGACCGACGAGGACAAGUCUGAAGUCAAGGGAUUGGGCGUCAACGGUAUCGAAGAUGAAAUGAAGACGGUUGCCAUAUAA